Molecule: messenger RNA, 1971 nt
Organism: Eruca vesicaria subsp. sativa (arugula)
Lineage: Eukaryota; Viridiplantae; Streptophyta; Magnoliopsida; Brassicales; Brassicaceae
Source: the annotation of a GenBank genome assembly
AUGUUGAGAAAUCUGAGAGGAAGAUUUCUCCUCUUCUCGAGCAACGCCACAAAGGUGCGAUACUCCACUUGUUCAGCCGCUAUUACACUUUCCGAUGAACAAUCCUCCUCUGUCUCUCUCCCUGAUUCCCAGAACAUACCCGAAUCUCCUCACGUCUCCGUCUCUCGAGACACAAGAGAUUAUAUUUCCACAAUCCUCACCUGCAAAAACGUCUCAGAGGUUGGGAAAAUCCACGCCCAAGUAAUCAUCAACGGCUUCUUACAAGACCUUCCCGUCGCAAACAAGCUCCUUUACAUAUACUCGCAGUUCAGAGCGAUAGCUUACGCAGAGAAACUGUUCGAUGAAAUGACCGUUAAGGAUUCCGUCUCCUGGAGCGUGAUGGUUGGUGGGUUUGCGAAAACUAAAGAUUUCGUCAACAGCUUGCGAGUUUUUAGAGAGAUUCUUCGAUCAAGUUUGAAUCUUGAUAACUACACGUUGCCGAUAGUGAUUAGGGUUUGCAGAGAGAAGAGAGAUGUUGUCGUAGGUAGGUUGAUUCAUGAAGUGGCGUUGAAGUCUGGUAUGGAUUUGGACUGUUAUGUCUGUGCUGCGCUUGUUGAUAUGUAUGCCAAGUGUGGAGAGAUCGGUGAUGCGUGUAAACUGUUCGAUGAAAUGCCUAAGAGAGACCUUGUGACUUGGACGGUGAUGAUUGGUGCGUGUGCUGAUUCAGGAAGGCCUGAUGAGUCGUGGGUUUUGUUUGAAAGGAUGAGAAAUGAAGGGAUUGUUCCUGAUAGAGCCGCUGUUGUCACCAUUGUUAACGCUUGUGCUAAGCUUGGAACUUUACACAAGGCGGUGAUACUUCAUGAUUACAUCAGGCUGAUGAAUUUUCCUAUUGGUGUGGUUCUUGGAACAGCUUUGAUCGAUAUGCAUGCUAAAUGUGGGAACCUUGAUGCUGCGAGAGAGAUGUUUGAUUCGAUGAAGGAGAGAAAUGUUAUCUCGUGGAGUGCGAUGAUUGCAGCUUAUGGGUAUCAUGGGAAAGCAACGAUGGCUCUUGAGCUGUUUCAUUUGAUGGUUGGUGAUAGAAGGUUACCUCCUAAUGAGAUCACUUUCGUUUCACUGCUUAAUGCUUGCAGCCACGCAGGGUUUGUCAAAGAGGGCAUGGAGAUAUUUGAUUUGAUGACAAAGUAUGGCAUUAAGCCAAACGUGAAACACUAUACUUGUAUGAUUGAUCUCUUGGGUCGAGCUGGUAGGCUCAAUGAAGCUAGUAAGAUGAUUGAAACCAUGGCGAUAGAAAAAGACGAAACUUUAUGGGGUUCUUUUCUCGGUGCUUGCAGGAUUCAUAAGAAUGUAGAAAUGGCUGAGAAAGCUGCUAGAUCCUUGCUUGAGCUACAGCCACAUAACUCAGGUCACUACAUUUUACUCUCUAAUAUCUAUGCAAACGAUGGUAAGUGGGAGGAGGUUGCUAAAGUUAGAAACUUGAUGAACCAACGAGGUUUAAAGAAGGUCCCUGGUUAUACUUGGAUUGAAGCUAAUAACAGAACACAUAGGUUUAAGGUUGGGGACAGGACUCAUCCUAAGUCUAAGGAGAUUUAUGAUGCUCUCAAGGAUUUGACUGAGAAGCUUGAAGAGGCAGGUUUUGUCCCUGAUACAAACUUUGUGUUGCAUGAUGUCGAUGAAGAGGUUAAAGUUGGGAUGCUAUCUUUACAUAGUGAAAAGCUAGCGUUAGCGUUUGGUUUGAUCUCGACUCCUGAAGGUAGUCUCUUGAGGAUCACAAAGAAUCUCAGAGUUUGUGGUGACUGCCAUAACUUUUUCAAGUUUGCAUCAUUGGUUACAAGGCGAGAGGUUAUUGUAAGAGAUGCAAACCGGUUCCAUUGCUUCAAGGAAGGUUCUUGUUCAUGUGGAGACUAUUGGUAACUUCAAGUUGAAUCUUGAUACCAUGGUUAGAUCCAGCUGAAAUUAUAUUCGAUGUAUCUCCAAAAUUAUAUACUAUUUUUU